CACAUCCUUUUAUUUCCUGGAAGGAGGAGCGACCCGGUGAGCGCAGCCGCCCAGCAAGUAUCGGUCUGUCACUCCCUUGCUCACCGGGAUAACGGAACCGUGUUUCUGACCCGUUAACUGCCGUUUAGUACAUUAAACUGGAUGCCUCUAUGGUCCAGCUAAGCUUACAGCGAGAAACACAGUGUUCAGUUUACUCAAGAGGUGAGCCAUGGCUGAACAGAAUUCUGCCCGUCCCCAAAGAAAGAUGUCCACCUCCGGGGAGAGCGUAUAUAAGGUGCUAGGCCUCGAGAAAGGAGCUUCAGCUGAAGAAAUUAAGAAAGCAUACAGAAAACUAGCGCUGAAGUACCAUCCGGACAAGAACCCAGACAACCCAGAUGCAGCGGAGAAGUUUAAGGAGAUUAACAAUGCCAACUCUAUUUUAAACGAUGAGAACAAAAGAAGGAUUUACGACGAGUAUGGCUCCAUGGGCCUUUACGUAUCCGAACAGUUUGGGGAGGAAAGUGUCAAAUACUACUUCCUCAUGUCCAAAUGGUGGUUUAAGAGUCUGGUGCUGUGCUGCACACUUUUUACCUGCUGCUGCUGUUGCUGCUGUUGCUGUUUCUGCUGCGGGAAGUGCAAACCCCCCGACGAUGACGAAAACUACCAAUAUGUUGACCCUGAAGACCUGGAGGCUCAAAUCAGAGCAGAUCAGGACGGAGGUACCACUGUAAUCAUAAUCCAGCCAGUAUCUGAUCUGGGUCCAGAAACCCCAGAGGAACAAAGUAAGCCCAUCCCCCUGCCUUUACCCAUGCCCCCACCUGAGCCCCAGUCGUCUUCAUCAGCCAACACACCAGGGGAAGAAAACCCCAGAGACAGCUUACAAGAGUCUAAAUGACUCGAAAGUGAUCGUGUGAUUCAGUGUCAACAAGCUAACCCAGGAAGCCUUUCGAGGCCCUACUAUGAUCCAGCUACAUCUGACUGCUGUGAGCAAGCCAGAGAAAAGCCAGCCCAAAGUUACCAGCCAGUCCAGAUCUCCUCCCCUGUUCUGACCCACCUUGACCUACCUGAUGCACCCAAGCAAACCUGCAAGGCGGCAACACCUAAAUGCUCGUGGCUGCCUCCAUGGAACCACAUGGAAAUCAGCCAAGCCGAUGGCGACGCUCUGAAAGUUGGGCACUAUCUCCAACCAACUAUCGAACGUAGCUAACAACCAUCCAUCAAGUUCCCCUCUCAUCUGGUUUCUGAAAUGUCUGUUACGCCAAAACUCCAUCCGAGUCCCUCUUAUCAUCCCAUUUCUGACUGCUAGGGAUGACAUAAGAUGGAGAUGUGGAGGGGUAAUUUAUUGCUUUUUACCUCCUUUUUGAUUUGAGAUACAUUUGGUCAUCAGCUGGAGGACUUUUUUAUUGUUUUUUUACAUAUCCCCCACAUAACUUGCUUUUAUUACCUUUGGAAUAUAAGGUUGAUGAUAAAUUCAAUGCCAAACAUCAUAGAAAUCCAGCUGCUCGGCAGAAACGAAGCGUUGAGACUUAAAUAAGGACGUGGAAUCAUUUUCUUCCUCCCUUCUUAUUCGUGUGAACAAUUUCCACCAGUUAUUGUUGCAUCAGCUUCCACUAGCACCCACUAACACUCGCUGUUGUGACUAUUGUGGGUUAAAAAAACCAGACUUCUUUGUCUCCUCUAGAAACUGCUGAUCUCUUGAGGAUCCCACUACAUUUCAUGGUCUGAUGCUAAACGUCUGAGCCAAGAUGAAGAGCUGUUACUGGGAGAAUGAAGACUUCCUUCAUCAGCAUGCAUUCAUUCUUUUGUUUUCCGUUGCAUGCCCUUGUGUCCGUACUGCAUGGAAACCUAAACCACAGAACACUAACAAACUACUCGGCUUUUCCCUGCAUACUGUGGUGAAACGCAGCAUGUGCACAAGUGCACACUCAUACCAGCCCUAAUGUCACUGUGUGCUUAAAGAAAACGAGCAACCCCCUGUGUAACGUGCAGUGACCGAUGCCAAACCAUGGAGCUCUGAUGGACUGGAGGAAGAUACGGUAUAUUCAGUGUUUUGAAGUUACCCUCAUGCUCAUUUACAUUAUGUGAAAGUUCAAACCAAACAUCAUUUUGUAGCUAGCCAGGAUGAAAACAAUCCGCUAUUUACUCCACCAGCUGGGUCUGUGCACCUCUUGUGAUUGGUCUGUUUCCAUUUCUUAUCAUUUGUCUUUGCAGGUUAUUUUUUUUACAUCUUGCAUCCCUGCUGUGCUUAAGAGACUAUCAGUGACCUCAUAUCCAGAUUCACUAAGAUUGGAGUGCUGUCUCCGCAUCUAAUUGAACCAGGGCUUCUUUUUGCAGAAUUUACUCUAUUUAUUUGAUCAUUAUAAAUCAGUCAUUGGCAAGUAACCAACACAUUUUUAUUUAAAUAUUUAAGCCCUUGCAUUCAAACUGAUUUAUCCAUUAUGUCCUACAUUAUUUGUCUUUUUAUUGCAUCCUCCCUGAUGCUUAACUAUCAUUCAGGAUGGAGAUCUCUAAACCUUUACCUACUGGCUUGACACUAACAGUGGUGUGCCUUGAAGAAUAAUUUUAGCAGCGAUAAAGUCGAUUAAGAAAUGAAGAUUUGCAGAAUGUUCCUGGAAUGCUGUGCAGAAAAUAAUCCAGUUUAUGUGAAUUUAUAAUGAGAGCUAAAACAGGCUUCAUCUCCUUUUGUGGUAACUUACACAGCCUUUUCUCUUCCCGUCUGCAAACCUAUAGGGAAUUUACUAAAUAAAUUCAGCCCCUGGAUACGUUUUCUACACUGACACAAUCAUGCUCAGCUUUUUGUUCAUUUUAGAUCGUUAGACCGGACUAAGCAAACUUGUCUUUAGGGCCGUUGUGAAUAAUUUUUGCUUCUUUUAUGUUAGGCAAAGCUACAAUUGACUGACCUAUAAUUUUUCAGUUUUUAUUACGUUUUCACUAAAACACUAAAGUUCUGUUGUGGAGUUAACUGGUGCUUUCUGAUUACACAGACUUUCUUUGUCAGGCUUUUUGAUUUAUUUUUUUUUUAUUUGGGGGAAAUGCUGCAUUUCUUUUACUAGUUUGCUCAGGAUGAGCGGAGAAUGAUUAUAUUAAAUCAGUAACUCUUUGGUUUUGGAAAGCAACCAGAUGAAACUGCUUUAGGUUUUACUCUUCUCUACUCAGGCUGACAACGAAGCACCUGUUGUCUCAGUGUCACAAGUCAACCUUAUUCUAGACUCACUUUUAAAAGCAAGGCUGAGUUAUUUCCUUCAAAUCAACGUUAGGUGCUACCAACUCUUUAAGUAAUCUUGGUUCUUCUCAUUAAACUAAAUGUUGACUCAUUUAUUUGUUUAAAAUAAGCUGAAUACCACCUCUGCAUAGUUUAGAGUCAAAGUCCAGCAGGUAACACCCAAACUGGACCUUUGUUUGAAAAGCUUCAUUUGGAAGAUUUUUCUAACCUUGCUUGAUAGUUUGCAGACAUGAGGAUAUAUUGACGAAAGUAUAUCUAAAACAGUGUUGAGCAAAGUUAGAUCUUCUGUUUUAGAAAGGAGAUUCUAGAAAGAAACAUCUCGCUUCCAUUUAUUUUAAAGAUCAGAUCAGAUCAGUGAUUCUCAACCUUACGACCACCACAACAGUUCUGUUUGAGCCAUAGAAAUAUGAAUUUAGUACUAAAACAGAAUAACUAUCGACAAAAUCACCCCUUCCAGUCAGAUCGAAACUUCAGAAGAUUUAUUAUGAGCGAACUAGAGAACAAAGUUAGAAAAAUGUCCAAUCUUGAGCAGCAGAUUAGGAUUCUGGCAGCUCUGUGUGUCUGUCUGAAACUUGCUUUAAGAAGAAAUAAGUUUAGGUUUUUACCAGAGUUUACUCGUAGCUUAUAAAGCAUAUUUCUGUAUAUGACUGGUGCAGAAAUGUUAAAUUAAACUUGUCAUUAUGGAUCAAAAAUCAUUCACCGUAGCCCACAUUAGAAGUUGAGAAUAAUUAAAUGGACUGAACGUCUAAAGCGCCUUUUCUAGUCAUACUGACCCCUCAAAGCGUUUUACACUAGAGCCACAUUCUCCCAGUCGCACUCAUUCAUACACUGAUACACAGAUUGUUGGGCAGCAUGGGGUUGAGUGCCUUGCCCGUGGGCACCUUGAUAUAUGGCAGGACGAAACUGGAAUCGAACCAACAGCUACUACUCUUCCCACUGAGACGCCGUCGCCCAUAAGACAAAUUAUUGCACGGAUGGUUUUACAUGUAAACAUAAUUCGGCUUGUAUUGAAUUCCUCUGUCUGCUCCACAUAUCUGCAAACACAUUGCUGACCACAAUCUCAUUCAUCUUGGUUCUGAUUAGACUCCUGCGGUAUUAUUCUGUGUAGGUGGAAGAACAACCAUUUGCUUUUCACUAAAACAUGUAGCCUUGGGCUCAUUGUUUUUCUAGAUUCUUAAAAUUAUGAUUCUGGUUACACUUUGAAGGACAGUUUUCCCCUCACAUUAUCCAUGUCAAACUUCCAUACUUCCCAGUCAAUGCAUCCACGAUGAAUGGAUACAACUGCUGUAUUUUACUUUCCAUACUUAUAUGGAAAAUGCUUAAAUAGAAAUUUGACUCUUUUCUUGCCAUUUAUAUUCAAUAGUUGGUGUGCAAAGUGGAAGGGAAAUAAAGGUUGUGAAUCACUGACAUAAAUCACUCAGAAGCUAAUUUUAAGUUUAAAUAGACAACACUUUAACCUGUUUUCUCUCACCCAGAAUAGACUGCAGAUCCUGUAAGCUCAUUUUCUCCCCGCAACUCAGACUUCAUAUUAAACCAAUGCAGAGCUGCCUGUAGCAGCAUUUUUGGGAUUCGCAAACAGCUCAUUAAAGCAGGUCAGAUAAAAAUAUCUGCAUCACGUUUUUCAGUCUGCAAACAUGAACUGAUUAUUUGUUUUUAUUAAUGGCCAUAACUGAAAGAAUGAUUCCAUGUCAAUUAUUUUAACACACCGAGUCUGAACUUAACUCUACAUGUAAGGAAUCCAGAAAAACCUUUUAUUUGACCAAAGUAAGCUACACAUACAACAGAAUGUCUGGCCAAAAUGAUAUGUUGGUACUGAACAAGGUUUAUUACGUGAUUUAACUGUGUAAACGCAUUUUUGUUGUUAUUUAUGCUGCAAACACCGAGUGUGUGACAAAUAAUGGUGAAGUUGGGCUGAAGUCAUUGUGUUUGCUUUGAAUCACAGAAUCAGAGUUCAGUGAUUCAAACUCUACCCUGUUUGCUAAAAACACUAAAUGUAUGUGGAGCUAAUGUGCUUCCAGGAAACGAAUUAUUUUUUUUAGUUGGCUGGUUAAACAAUCUACUAGAUGUGACGCAUUUCUUAAGAGCAAAAAGAAGUUAAAAAAUAUUUCAUCCUUGUACAUAAUAACUGUGAUGAAAUUCAACUAAAUAAAAAAGGGGGAUUUUCUAA
Messenger RNA from Girardinichthys multiradiatus, 5369 nucleotides. RefSeq names its product DnaJ (Hsp40) homolog, subfamily C, member 5 gamma a (gene dnajc5ga). Bases 209 to 874 code for a protein of 221 amino acids. The transcript has 7 exons. The record is from RefSeq and is a predicted model, not a curated record. Lineage: Eukaryota; Metazoa; Chordata; Actinopteri; Cyprinodontiformes; Goodeidae.